UUCCCAGGAUCUUUGAUCCUGUCACCGGUAUCAUGUCGCUGCCUCCAAUGAUCUCAAUGAUGUCGCCCGUGUUGAAAGGUGAACCACGGACGCCUUGGACGCCUUGGAGUCGACCAGUGAGUCGACCAGUGAGUCGACUCGGUCGACUUAGUCGACCUUGGCGCGGUCUCGACACAUCGAUCGACUUCGUUGGAAGUGCUCGAUCUCGACGAUCUCGACGAUCUCAACGCUCAGCAGAUGAAUCUGAGCUGAACCAGAUCAAACCCAAAUCGAUCAAAUCGAUCAAAUCGAUCAAAUACGGCAAAUGGUUCACAUUCUGGGCAUGUUUCUUCGGAUAUUCUGUGUGCUACUUUACUCGACAAAGUUUGAGCUAUACUGCACCUGUGUUGCGUCAAGCAAUGGGCUGGAAGGGCCUUUCUGAAAUUGGGAAACUUCAAUCACUUUUUCCUUUGGCUUAUGGUUCUUCCCGCUUUCUUGGUGGCCUCCUUGGUGAUUUGUUGAGCCCAAAGCGUGUCUUCGCAUUGGGUCUUUGCGUCUGCAGCUUGUUGAACAUUGCGUUCGGUUUGAGUUCAACGCUUCCGCAAUUUGCGUUCAUUUGGCUUCUCAACGGAUGUUUUCAAGGUUUGGCCGCUCCACCAUGUGUCAAGAUGAUUACAAAUUGGUUUGAUCCUGAAGAACGAGGUUUUUGGUGGUCAGUUUGGCACGCUUCCAUCAACUUGGGCGGUUUCUUGUGCCCCUUCUUUGCUGGGGGUCUGGCCGGGCAUUUUGGGUGGCGCUACGGUAUGCUUGGUCCGGGCUUCUUGGGUCUAGCCACGGUGGUGCUUUGCUAUCUGGCAAUGAGUGAUGGACCAAAAGCACCAAAAGUGGAAAAAAGCGUCAAGGGAGUCAAGGCAGAGGCCAAGCCAGAACCGGAAGUGAGUCUCGUGGAUGGAAUCAUUUUGAAUCCUGUGCAGUGGGCUUUGGGCAUUGCUUAUAUGUUGGUCUAUGUAUGCCGACAAGGUUUGAGUGUGUGGGCCAUUUUCUACCUCAUGCAAAUGGGUUCACUGAGCCCAGCAAAAGCUGCAGCCUUGUUUUCCGGCUUUGAACUGGGCGGCUUCUUGGGAAACUUGACAGCUGGUACCCUAUCAGACUUAUUGCUACGACGUGCCCGUGCAGGUGCUGGUGAUGUGGGGCAAAGAGCCAAGGUGGUGUGCAUCUACUUCCUUGCAACACUGCUGUUACUUCCAGCACUGCGCGCCUGUCCCAACUUACCAUGGCUUCAAUACCUGUUGCUUUUGGGCCUUGGACAUUUCCUCUGUGGAGCCCAGCUACUGCUGCCCCUGGUGGCCAAUGAAUCUGCACCAAAGGCAUGGAGCACUACAGCCACGGGUUUCAUCGGUUGGAUCGGUUACUUCGGUGCUGCCUUGUCCGGCUUCCCUCUGUCCCGGGUGGUGCAAUCCUUGGGCUGGUCGUCAUACUUCACCGUGCUCACCGUGGCAGCGGGUGCGGGAGCUUUGCUGGUGCUGCCCUUGCGCAACCUACGCAGUUGGAAGCAAAAAGUGGAGAUGGGACAAGUUUGAGCAGAUCUGAGGCUGAAUUCGUGGCCGGUCUUAUGCUUAAAGAUAAAAGAAAGAUGUAUAGAGAUGUAUAAAGAUGUAUGAAGAGAUAAGGCUUUUAUCUCUCGGUGUGAAAA
Cladocopium goreaui is the source of this 1672-nucleotide messenger RNA. The record is from the annotation of a GenBank genome assembly. Lineage: Eukaryota; Dinophyceae; Suessiales; Symbiodiniaceae.